Messenger RNA from Lymnaea stagnalis (great pond snail), 5257 nucleotides. The record is from the annotation of a GenBank genome assembly. NCBI's taxonomy places the organism in Eukaryota, Metazoa, Mollusca, Gastropoda, Lymnaeidae.
CUCUGACCCACUACAACAGACUUGCCUAAUUUGUCCUUAUCUAACCGAUAGGGGGUGGGGUGGGGGGCAAGGCGUUCAGGUGAAAUGGAAAUCUUGAGAUAGAGCGUUCGCUUAGAUCUACUAUACUCUUUAGUCUAGAUCUACACUACUCUCUAGUCAUGUUACUCUUGUGCAGAAUGAAAAUUUCGGUUUACUUUGUUCACGCCAUUGUUAAGUUAUAAGUUAGAUUCAGGCCUCACAAGAAACUACAAGGGAAUACUUCCAUGAAAUUGGUUUUAUUUAGAAAUCGUGAAAGUCAGAUCCUGGACGUUUCAAAGAUUUAUUUCACAUUGUUUGCUUUCUGCAUGGAAUUAUUUCUUGUUUGAAAGUGUUACUCUUAUUUUUAUUAGCCCUGGAAAAAGGUAAGUAUAUAUAAGGCCACAGUUAAUGUUUGAUGGAGGACACUGAGAAGGGGGGGGGGGCACCACUAAUAUAGGUCACCACAAGGAUAGACAAUCCUGAAAAUUGUGAACUCCUGAUAUAGUGCUACCACUAUUCAGGGGAGUCACUGAGAUAGAUCCCCUGAGUUGGUGGAGCAAUGAGAUGGGAACCACUGAAAUAGAGCACCACUGUCAUGGGGCUGCCAAUGAAAUUAUAGGAAGUGAGUAAAACAAAGUACCGUAGAGUUAAACCUGAAAAAAAGGAACGCAGCAAAACAACGAAAGUUUUGACAGGAAGCCUUCAUCAGCGAACAAACAGAAAAUCAUAAUAAAUUUUAAAAAAUAGCACUUAGCUGAGAAGUAGUAUCCAACAGGAAAGCAAAUGAAUUGUUGCCCUUCUCGAAUACUACUUCUCAGCUAAGUGCUAUUUUUUUAAAUUUUGUUCUGUUUUUUUUUGUUUUUUUGUUCGCUGACGAAGGCUUCCUGUCGACACGUUCGUUGUUUUGUUGCGUUCCUUUUUUCAGGUUUAACCUUACUUUAUUUUACUCACUUCCUAUUGUGCUAUCCUGAUUGCAGUCUCCCCCCUUAUUAAGUCUAACCAUAUUUAAUUGACUCCCCCUUAAUGGGGAAUACCUGAUAUAGGGAACAUCUUACAUAAGGAACACUUGAUAAAGGGUACAUUUAAAUCGUUAACGACAUGGUUGCAAAAUAUAUGCAUGUUAGCUGGGGUCUAUGUGAGAGAUAAGAAUGUCAUUCUGGAAUGUUCUUGGCGUAGCUAUGGCUCAUAUGAUAUAUUAAUAGUAUUUAUAUGUCUUUGGCAGCACCAAUAUAACUGCUGAAAAUAAUGUCCUGCUGUUGUGGGUGAAGUUCAAUGGCCCCUUUGCAAACCAGAUGAAGGCCAUAUUGUAGAAAUACGCCGUCUUUAGAUCCAUAUAAUACAAUGCAAAAAAGGAAAUUCAGCCUGAUAAAUUUUCACCGACUCCCAAGUAAUCCGUGGACCACAGGUUUAAAAUCCCUGCCAUUUUGGUAUUUUUUUUUACAAGAGGUAUUGUUUACUCAAGAUAUUGUUCACUAAAGGUACUGUUUGCUAAACGUAUAUUUUACUAAAAGUAUUUCUUACUAAAGGUAUUGUUUACUAACAAAUUCCUUCGAGAACGUGCCGAAAAUUGACCUUUAACCUUCCAAUGUUUGGGCUAAUUGAUGAAUGCUCAAGUGGGACCCAUAAAUAAGGCAAGCCAUGGACAGUUUGUUGUAAAGAGGUCCAGGGGGGGGGGAAGUGGAUGGUCAGGAAAAGCUAAUCGAGAAAUGGUGUAACAGAAUAACAAUGGAAGAGUUGUGCAGUUGAAUGAGCAAUGUAUAUUGUCGUUGAAAAAAAAAACCCAAACCUUUCCAGAAAAUCACUAGAAAUGUGGUCAAUCAGAAUUAUAUUAUCAUAAUUCACUAAUUCGAAUACAAUUUACCUUGCAGAUCCUAACUGACUAACGGGCAAGUAGUGGUAAGUUUAGUGCAGCCAAGAACCGCACUGGCAAGAAAGAACACAAUUUUUACUAUUUUCCGGUGGAGAGAAUACAACAAUGGCAAACACGAGCGAUCAGUUUCACGGCUACAGCGAUGACAUCAGCCGUCUGGUACAAAAAGCGCUAGCAACUUCUAAUCUCGACGCAACCCCAACCAAACUGCGUUCAGAAUCUAAAUCUUCCAGAAAACCAUCUAGCAACCAAUCGACAGAAUCGUCCUUGUCCCCAGGACAGGAUUCCUUCUACAAUUUAAGCGGCCAUCUUGACAGGAUCUCUCUGUCAAAUUCUGACCCACCAAAGUAUUCAGAUGUUGCCGGGACCUAUGACUACAACGGGAUUUAUUCGCUGUCCGGUCCGAUAUCCAAACACCGACCAAAAAGCCUGAACAGCCAGAACAGCUUGCAGGACAGCUCAAAACUCCGAGCCUUGCCAACGCCUCGAAACCGGAACUCCGAAAAGAUAACGGAACAAGUGAAUGUUGACAUUCACAACGGCUAUAACAGCCAAGUGAAGAAGAAGAAGACGCCGCUGGACUCGAGAGUUCGGUCCCAUCCCAAGCCGGCGCAGCAAGUGAAAUCUUACACGAAUGAACUGGAGACUGGCCCUCCUUAUUAUGGCAGCAGAAACAAGAGGGUGAAACUCUUGACGGCGGGUCUCGUGAUAGCGGCAGUUAUCGUUCUUGUUUUGACUUUGUUUGUAAUCCUACUGGCUCUCGGAAUCAUCAGUCCAGGGGACUCUACUACGGUAAGACAUAUGGACCGGCUUUGAAAGUUUGCAGCAAAUAUACACUUUAAAAAAAAAAUGAAUAUAGUAUAAAAUCAGUUUGCUUCCUUAACCUUGGGUAUAUAGUGUAAACCCUAAUAACCUGGAUAUGUUGGCCUCUUAAAAAUAUAAAGAAAUACACAAAUAAACGGUUCCUAAAUGAGUCACAGAGAGGUUGAAACGAACUUCUAGAUAUUUUCAAUAGUUUACGUUAAUUUCUGUGUUACGUCACGCAAUGAAGUCAAAUGGUUGAAAACUGAAACUUCUAGAUAUUUUCAAUAAUUUACGUUAAUUUCUGUGUUACGUCACGCAAUGAAGUCAAUUGGUUGAAAACUGAAACUUCUAGAUAUUUUCAAUAGUUUACGUUAAUUUCUGUGUUACGUCACGCAAUGAAGUCAAUUGGUUGAAAACUGAAACUUCUAGAUAUUUUAAAUAGUUUACGUUAAUUUCUGUGUUACGUCACGCAAUGAAGUCAAUUGGUUGAAAACUGAAACUUCUAGAUAUUUUCAAUAGUUUACGUUAAUUUCUGUGUUACGUCACGCAAUGAACUCAAUUGGUUGAAAACUUAAACUUCUAGAUAUUUUCAAUAGUUUACGUUAAUUUCUGUGUUACGUCACGCAACUAAGUCAAUUGGUUGAAAACUUAAACUUCUAGAUAUUUUCAAUAGUUUACGUUAAUUUCUGUGUUAUGUCACGCAAUGAAGUCAAUUGGUUGAAAACUGAAACUUCUAGAUAUUUUCAAUAGUUAACGUUAAUUUCUGUGUUACGUCACGCAAUGAAGUCAAUUGGUGGAAAACUGAAACUUCUAGAUAUUUUCAAUAGUUUACGUUAAUUUCUGUUUGUUUUUCGCCUCUUUCCAAAUCGGUUAAAUAUCUUAUUGCCCCAUAAGAGUCGUGUAUUAGAUAUCUAAACAUGACUAUAGCCAAAUGCCUUGAUUGGCUGAUUCAUGACAAUGCUGGACACCAAACCCUAUGACGUCAAUUUUUACUAUUUAACCUCUUACGAUAACAGUUUUUUCGCUCAUUUUUUAAGACUAGUUGUCUUUCAUAUGUAUAUUAUUUCGUUUACAUUUCUUUCCUUGUGUAUAUGUCUGUAGUGUUACUAUGUUUGUCCCACGAGUGAAGCCCGGGUCAUUUGACGCAGGUGUGAUGCCCGGGUCAUUUGGCGCAGGUGUGAUGACUGGGUCAUUUGACGCAGGUGUGAUGCCCGGGUCAUUUAGCGCGGGUGUGAGGACCGGGUCAUUUGGCGCAGGUGUGAUGCCCCGGUCAUUUGACGCAGGUAUGAUGCCCGGGUCACUUGACGCGGGUGCGAUGCCCGUGUCAUGUUUUGUCUACGUUCUCAUCAGGGUCUGGGCAACAAUAAAAAAUAAAUCAGCCUUUUAAAGAAAUUCAGUCUUUGUUAACAGGCAACUGAUUAAAUAAACUUUUUUAAAAAAAGCUCGACCUUCCUACUUAAUUAUGAUCCUCAGGACACAAGUCGACUCAAUGCCGCAAAAGUCUCCAGUAGCACAAUCUCCCCUCCUACCGGCGUCGCCAUAACACCGACCUCGGGAACAGCCCAGAACAGAUCAACAUCCACUGAGAAAUUCGUCACAAUCAUUUGGGACGAACGAACGGCGACCCCGACCGCUGCCCCUCCCGCAUCACCACCGACCACAGCGUCGCCAGGCAGCACAAACUUGGGACCGACAAUCACUGAGAAAAUAUUCAUCAUUUUCGACGGUUGAUUAAUUACUGACACACCCAAAAGAUCGACAGCCAGUUAUUAACAAAAUAAAAUAAAUCAUGACACUUUAUCAACACACAGGAGAAAUUUCCCGUGAAGCAUGUUUUUGGUUCCUAGAAUGACAGUUUCUUUGAAGUGGUAAUAAUGAAUAUUAGAAACAAUAAAAACCAUUCCAAUAAUAAUCUCCACCAACUAAAGCACCGCGCUACAAAUUUACAUUGAAUGAAAUCGUGUUAACGUCCAAUGACAAUUUUCAAUAAAGGUGAUGGCUUAAACCAAUUCACAAAAUAAUUACAUUUGCAACCGCAAGUCUGCUACCUGGCCUAGAAAAAAAGAAAAAGUAAGUGCCAGGUCAGUACCAUAUUAGGAUAGGGGCAGAAUCCCAGUUACCCCCAUAAUAUAUUUUUCAUAUAAGAGUUCCACAGUUCCCCCCCCCCCCCAAACACACACGCACUAACCAACCCAUCCAUUAACCAGGUAAAACCCUACAAAGCUGUUAAGGCGGCUGAGCUGUAGUUCGAAUGUAUCAUAUCCAUGAGUAUCUAAAUAAUUAACAUAAUUGAUUGCUGUUUUUUUAAAAUAUAAAAGAUACAUGACUGACGAGUGCACAUGUUACUAGACUGAUUCACAGUGAAACAUUCCCCAUAGUUUACAUUCAUGACUAUAGACUCCGAUGUCGAUGGUUUCCUUUGAGAUUUUCUGUAAAUACAACAGGGGACAUAACACGUGUUUUUUUUCGAGUGGAAAAAAAAUAAUGCAUAUCUUUUCAAACAAUAAUUAAACACAUUUAAUUAAAUAAUUAAAAUAUUAAUAUUUCUUGCCAUUAAAUCGUGCU